This is a messenger RNA of Capsicum annuum, 2653 nucleotides long. Its product is annotated as vacuolar-sorting receptor 3. Bases 337 to 2226 code for a protein of 629 amino acids. The transcript is spliced from 12 exons. The record is from RefSeq and is a predicted model, not a curated record. Lineage: Eukaryota; Viridiplantae; Streptophyta; Magnoliopsida; Solanales; Solanaceae. Gene Ontology annotation, molecular function: calcium ion binding.
GAUUGCUCAUACUCUAAAAUUUCAGCUAUGCACAUGAUUUGAGGCUGAAUCAUAAGAUUUUAAUAUAUGCAUCCUCAUUUUAUAUUUUUAGAAAAAGGCUGUUUCAGGACUUGAAAUAGUAACCUGUUAGAAUUAAAUAAAUUUUUUAUCUAAAGCCUAAAAUAUCAAAAAAAAAAACUGAAAUUAAAGCUUAGCUUGACAAUCAGUCAGAUUUAACAACACACUCAACACAAAGAUAACAAGAAAACCAGAAGUUUCCUCCAUUAUCAGUACAAUUCAAGAUUUUUCCCAUAUACCGUUUGCCUCUCCUUCCUUCCAUUUCUUGGAUUUUCAAGAAUGAGAAUGGGGGUUUCAAAAGCUACAAUCUUUCUAGGGUUUCUUUAUCUUAGCCUAUUCCAAUCAGUACUAUGUCGUUUUGUUGUGGAGAAAAACAGCUUAAGGGUCGUUUCACCUGAUGAUAUUAAAGGCACUUAUGAUAGUGCAAUUGGAAACUUUGGGAUUCCGCAAUAUGGUGGCAGUCUUCCGGGGACUGUUGUUUAUCCUAAAGAAAAUCGAAAGGGCUGUCGAAAUUUUGACGAUUUUGGGACUUCUUUUAAGUCUAAGUCCGGUGCUAUGCCCACUUUUGUUCUUGUUGAUCGCGGAGAUUGCUUUUUCGCUCUGAAGGUCUGGAAUGCACAAAAUGCGGGCGCUGCUGCAGUUCUAGUUGCAGAUGAUGUUGAUGAAAGAUUGAUAACCAUGGACUCGCCUGAAGCGGAUGGUUCUUCUGCAAAAUAUAUUGAGAACAUAACAAUACCGUCUGCCCUUAUUGAGAAAAGUUUUGCAGAGAAGUUGAAGAAAGCUGUCAGUUCAGGGGAAAUGGUUAAUGUGAAUCUUGAUUGGAGAGAAUCGGUGCCCCACCCAGAUGAUCGUGUGGAGUAUGAGCUCUGGACAAGUAGCAAUGAUGAAUGUGGGUUCAAAUGUGAUAUGUUGAUGAAAUAUGUCAAAGAUUUCAAGGGUGCAGCACAAAUUCUUGAGAAAGGUGGAUAUACUCAAUUCACACCACAUUAUAUUACUUGGUAUUGCCCUCAGGCAUUUACUGUAAGCAAACAGUGCAAGUCUCAAUGUAUCAACCAUGGAAGAUAUUGUGCUCCUGAUCCUGAACAAGAUUUUAGCAGUGGAUAUGAUGGGAAGGAUGUUGUUAUUGAGAACUUGAGGCAGUUGUGUGUUUUUAAAGUGGCCAAUGAGACAAAAAAGCCAUGGGUUUGGUGGGAUUAUGUGACUGAUUUUCAGAUUCGGUGUCCCAUGAAGGAGAAAAAAUAUAACAAGGAAUGUGCGGAUGGUGUUAUCAAGUCUUUAGGUCUUGACUCAAGAAAGAUUGAGAAGUGCAUGGGAGACCCUAAUGCUGAUGAGGACAACCCUGUUCUGAAAGAAGAGCAGGAUGCUCAAAUUGGAAAAGGAACAAGAGGAGAUGUCACCAUAUUACCUACUCUUGUUGUCAACAAUCGACAAUAUCGAGGGAAAUUGGAGAAGGGUGCUGUUUUAAAGGCUAUUUGUGCUGGUUUUGAGGAGACUACUGAGCCUGCAGUUUGUUUGAGCGAUGAUGUGGAGACAAAUGAGUGCCUGGAAAAUAAUGGUGGCUGUUGGCACGACAAGGCUGCUAAUAUCACUGCCUGCAAGGAUACAUUUCGUGGUAGAGUGUGUGAAUGCCCUGUGGUUGAUGGUGUGCAGUUCAAAGGGGAUGGUUAUAGCUCUUGUACAGCAAGUGGACGUGGGCGAUGCAAACUCAACAAUGGAGGCUGUUGGCAUGACUCUCGAGAUGGUCACACUUACUCUGCUUGUGUGGAUGACGAGGAGGGAAAAUGCUCUUGUCCUCCAGGGUUUAAAGGCGAUGGUGUUAAAAGUUGUGAAGAUAUUGAUGAAUGUAAACAAAAGAAGGCAUGUCAAUGUCCUGAAUGCAGCUGCAAAAAUACGUGGGGCAGUUAUGAAUGCAGUUGCAGUGGGGACCUACUGUACAUCAGAGACCAUGAUACCUGCAUAAGCAAGAGAGCUAAAGAAGUCAAAUCGGCAUGGGCUGCUGUUUGGGCUAUUUUGAUUGGAUUGGCUAUGGCUGGUGGUGGUGCAUAUCUUGUCUACAAAUACAGAUGGAGGUCGUACAUGGAUUCAGAGAUCAGGGCUAUUAUGGCACAAUAUAUGCCGCUGGACAGCCAAAACGAAGUCCCAAAUCACGUAAGCGAUGAACGUGCUUGAAAUAGAGCGUGGGCGUGCCACCAGAUAUCCAAAAUGAAGUCCAAAUGUUGCCAAGCUCACAUUGCAACUGAAAAAUAUUGUCAGUAAUUAUUCUUCUGAGAAGUUGGAUGAAGUGGCACAUUCAAUUGCCUUCUGUUGAAGGUAAAUUCUUACUUUUGUUAUAUACAGUGGAUAAUAAAGACAUCGUAGGAUUGUCGUUUAAUUUUAUGUAUGUUUGAGGGUCUUGUAAUAUGUUUUAGGCAUCAGUUAGGGUCAGGAUAAAAGAGUCUGUGGUGGGAUUUGCAGCUGUAAUAUGGGAUUGAAUUGUAUCACCAUAAAUUUAAGUUGGUGCAUGCAAUCAUGUAAAAAUUGCUCAUCUUUUCGUCACGAGUGCUUCUGUUGUAGAGGUGCUUACUGUGUGAUAUGGGAAGCAGGGUUUACACUAGAA